UAGAAAACUAUCUUCUCCUUCGUUUUGAACUCUCUCUUUCUCUCUGCAUUUGAAAGUAACUACCUUGUUACCUUUAUUUAAUUCUUCUAUGAAGUUUUUGUUUGACCAAAUUGACCCUGCUGUUAGCUUUGUGUUCUUUUCCGAAUGGUUCCGGUGGUGGGUUUUUUCUGGUUUUCUAAGGUUUGGAGGCUAUGCUGAAAGCAGGGUGAAUUGAACUGAGGUGAUGAAAAAAUGAUCCUCAAUAAGCAGUACCGAUGCAUACACUCGGCUAGCUGCCAAUGCACUAAAGGGCAUAUAAGUGAAGAUGUGAUAUUCUUAUUGUUUCAUAAUUUGAAUUGGAAUCCCAAGCUAAUUGCAACUUUUUCAUGUGUGUGCAAAUGGUUUGAUGAUCUUGCCAAGAGAGUUCUAUGGAAAGAGUUUUGUCGAACGAGGGCUCCGAGGAUGAUCCGUGAUCUGCAAUCCGGUGUGAGCCACAUUGUUGAUGGGAAUUGGAGGGCCCUAGGAAAGCUGCUUAUAUACUGUACAGGAUGCACACAUGGUACCUUGUUCGGUCAAAUUGGUAUCCCCGGUCACUUUGUUUAUCAGACUCGGUUUUCUAGAACUUCAGGGAAGAGCUUUCUUUUGAGACGAUGCAGAAGCGAUGUUCUGUAUGUGUCCUAUCCUUGUGAGCAUCCAGACCAAGGUGAAGAUAAAAAUAUAGGAUUUUUCCGUGGCGUGUUUAAGUCAUUCGGAACUUCCAAGGUCAGAAAGAUGCUUAUUAACAAGGCUGCAGAACUCCAUCCUACACAAGUUUGCAUUUAUUGCAAGGCGAAGUUGUGGAACAUGCGGCAGGCCAGAAUGAUCCCUCAUAGUGCUAGUUCCUGGUUGGGUUCCUAUGAAGAUGGUGUUGAGUAUUAUGUGUGUCUCAACGGCCACAUGCUUGGGACAUGCACCUUGUUACCAUUGUCUGAUUCAGAAGAGGUAUCCUCAUCAGAGGAGUAGUUAACUGAUUCUUAGAUUGGCAGCAAGUCUUGACAAGAAGGUUGAAUUUCUGUGUCAGAUUUCUCUUCAAGUGCACCAUUACCAUUUAGCUUUGAGCUUUAGGUUGUGGUGUAUCAAAUCAUGCCAGCAUUUCCGAGGAAGGACCAUGAUGCUGCUAACCAACAUUUCUCAUGGAUUUUGGCAUGGAUGGUUGUUACUGCUAACUAUGUGAUAUACCAUGUAUCAAGUGAGAUUUUGUUGAUGUAACACUUUCUCAGUAUACCACGAGGAUUCAUUAGCAUGUUAUCAGAAUCGCCACAAAAUGUUGAGUUUCACUAGUUUUGUAGACUUUUAUCGAGUUAAAAUUAGUUUAGACUGAAAAGUACAAACCUAAUCUACUUUCCUAAA
Messenger RNA from Arachis duranensis, 1368 nucleotides. Its product is annotated as EID1-like F-box protein 2. The record is from RefSeq and is a predicted model, not a curated record. The transcript is spliced from 4 exons. NCBI's taxonomy places the organism in Eukaryota, Viridiplantae, Streptophyta, Magnoliopsida, Fabales, Fabaceae. Bases 232 to 981 code for a protein of 249 amino acids.